AUGAAGAAGGCCGUCCUAAAAAGCAAAAAAGACAAACAAAUCGACUUCAACAUCAAGUCAUCUGUGCAUAACUUGAGCAAAACUCAGCAGACCAAACUCACUGUGGGGAACCUGGGCCUAGGCCUGAUCAUCAUCCAGAAUGGGCCCUACCUUCAGAUCACCCACCUCAUCAGGAAGGGGGCUGCGGCCAGGGAUGGAAAACUCAAGCCAGGUGAUGUUCUGAUUAGUGUUGGCCAUGCCAACGUGUUAGGAUAUACUCUUCGAGAAUUUUUAAAACUUUUGCAGCAAAUCACCAUAGGAACAGUGCUACAAAUCAAGAUUUACCGAGAUUUUAUUGAGAUACCCCAAGAAUGGCAAGAAAUCUCUGAUUUAAUCCCUGAGACCAAAUUCCCAGUAACAUGCCCAACAAAGAAAACUGAGCAGGCAAAAGACGACCCUUUAGCAAGCAGUGAUGACAACGAAGAUGUAGUUUCAGAUAAGAAACUUAAGUAUUAUAAAUAUCCAGGGUCCACUGGGCCUCAGUCUGCAACGAGACCAAUGUCUAUCUCUAGAGAGUGGCAUGGAUAUAAAAAGAAGAACCGUACUAUCAGUGUAGGGAAAGACAUUAACUGUGACGUGAUGAUUCACAGAGACCACAAGAAGGAAGUGAGAGCCCCUUCUCCAUACUGGACAAUGGUGAAGCAUGACAAUGAGAGCUCGUCCUCCUCCACAGCCUCCUCCACCUCGGAUGCAUUUUGGCUGGAAGACUAUGCCCAAGUUGAAAAGUGCAAGGGUCAACCUGUCUCAAAAGUUGCUUAGGCAGCAGUUUGCACACUGGUGAUCACAUAAGCAUCUAUCCUGAAAACACCCAACUUUUGUGCAUUGCUCUGUACAGGUUUGCUAUACUUACAGGAAUAUGUGCAGACUUAAAAAUUCUUUCCCAAGUGCAUGGUAAUGCCUUCAGAGACCUUCUUCCACAUACUAUCUGAACACUUCCCUGGUGCCGGACAGGCCUCACCACCUUAUUCUCAAAAAAGCAACAUCAGUCACAUCAUUAACACACUCCCUUCUGACAAGAAUGUCUCAUCUUUUACAAAAUGCAGUGGAGGAACCCAGGAUCAGAAUGUAUGAACAUAGAGAGAAUUUCACUUUUUAAGGUAGAGCUGUUGUUGAGAAGACGGCUGAGACCUCUAUGAUGCAAGAGGAGUCGACAUUUUUAAUAUAGAAAGAACUGGGAAAACCCACUGAUUUUGGAUUUAUUCUGUAGUUCAUGUAUUUGUUAGGUACAAUAGGGAAUACAAAAAGGUGUAAGACGUCGUCCUUGCCCUCAAAACAGCUGAAUCUCACAAUAUAUGUGAAAAAAAAAUAGCAAUAGAAGGAGGAAUGUGUUGGGCUGAGAUGAAUGGAUAUCCCAUGCAGGACUGGCAUGACAGAGUUUAUUUCUUGGGAGGAGAAUCACAUGAAAAUCACCUCUCAGAAUUUUAAAUGGUUUGAUCUACUGGGACUUUAGCUGAAUGAGGAAGACACACACACGGAGCUGACCAGGAAGCCAUCUGCAGACUCGACGGGAAGGAGCCCUCCCGCCUCCGCAUCAGGCAGACAGCCACCAAACCGCAGGAUUGGGACAUAUACAGCCCAAGGGAGCUUGUGCAUUCCUUCUGAGACGGGAUCAUUAAGGUCAAAUUAUUUGAUGUAAAAUCAGAAGUUUUCAUUCACUCACGUUUACAACAUCGGCAUCAGCAACGGAGUCUAUCUGCUGAAGGACGGUGGCUGGUGGUGUGUAUGAUCCCGCACCCAGCGCCUGGGACCCGACUUCAUCCAGGAACCCCUCAGAAGACUCCACUGACAUUAGGUAGCCAGCUUUCAGCUUGUUCCUGUCCAGUAAAAGGUAUGUAACUAAGGCAGAAGCCAGUUUUAUAAGAGCAAGGCAAUUUGAAAGUAUGUCCUCAAACCAAAUAAAGUAUGUUUUCAAACACAAACAUGUUUUGGUAAAUACACAAAUGAACAGUUUUGGAAAUCUUACAGGGCUAAAGGCCUCCAUUCUGUCUUCAGUUCAUCAAUUAUGUGAUUAUGUGAUUAUUUAGAAAGCUGUCAAUAUGAGAUUAUACUGGAAACCCAACAGACUGCCUUUUGAUUUUAGACUAGAACUUAAGACUAUUUUAAUGUGAAGUUUUGAUUAGUGAAGUAACUCUUCCUCCAAAU
Molecule: messenger RNA, 2181 nt
Organism: Leptonychotes weddellii (Weddell seal)
Lineage: Eukaryota; Metazoa; Chordata; Mammalia; Carnivora; Phocidae
Gene: PDZD9
Product: PDZ domain containing 9
Molecular function (GO): protein binding
Source: RefSeq, a predicted model, not a curated record